AUGGGGCUGCCAGCGGGGCGCUCGGCGUCCCGGAGCCCGGGCGCUGCGGGCCGGCGCCCGGCCGUCCUGCCGCUCCUGCUGCUGCUGCUGCUGUGCCCGGGCGCCCGCGGGGCUGUGGCGCCUGGCGAGGCGGAGGCACCCAUCCUCUAUCUGUGGAAGACCGGUCCGUGGGGCCGAUGCAUGGGAGACGGAUGUGGCCCAGGAGGCAUUCAGACCCGGGCAGUGUGGUGUGCGCAUGUGGAAGGGUGGACAACAUUGCACACCAACUGCAAGCCGGCCGAGAGACCCAGUAACCAGCAGAAUUGUUUCAAAGUCUGUGACUGGCACAAGGAGUUGUACGACUGGAGGCUGGGCCCGUGGAAUCAGUGUCAGCCGGUGAUUUCAAAGAGCCUGGAGAAACCCCUGGAGUGCGUUAAGGGAGAGGAGGGCAUCCAGGUGCGGGAGAUAACGUGCAUCGAGAAGGAGAACGAUGUCCCUGCGGAGGACAUCAUCUGUGAGUACUUCGAGCCCAAGCCGCUCCUGGAACAGGCCUGCCUCAUCCCCUGCCGGCAGGACUGCAUCGUGUCCGAGUUUUCCGCCUGGUCGGAGUGCUCCAAGACCUGCGGCAGCGGGCUCCAGCACCGGACGCGUCACGUGGUGGCGCCCCCCCAGUUCGGCGGCUCGGGGUGCCCGAACCUGACGGAGUUUCAGGUGUGCCAGGCCGGCCCCUGCGAGGCCGAGGAGCGCGGCUACAGCCUGCACGUGGGGCCCUGGAGCACGUGCUCGAUGCCCCACUCGAGACAAGCGAGGCAGGCCAGGAGGCGCGGGAAGAGUAGAGAGCGGGACAGGGACCGCGGGAAAGGGGUCAAGGACCCAGAGGCCCGUGAGCUGAUCAAGAAGAAGAGAAACAGAAACAGGCAGAACCGCCAGGAGAACAGAUACUGGGACAUCCAGAUCGGAUACCAGACCAGAGAGGUUAUGUGCACGAACAAGACGGGGAAGGCUGCUGAUUUGAGCUUCUGCCAGCAAGAGAAGCUGCCAAUGACCUUCCAGGCCUGCGUGAUGACCAAGGAGUGCCAGGUGUCCGAGUGGUCAGAGUGGAGCCCCUGCUCAAAAACGUGCCAUGACACGGCAUCCCCUAAAGGCAUCCGCGUGAGAACUCGGCUCAUCAGGCAGUUUCCUAUUGGCAGCGAGGAGAAGUGUCCAGAACUUGAGGAAAAAGAGCCCUGUGUGUCUCAAGGAGAUGGAGUUGCCCCCUGUGCCACGUACAGCUGGAGGACCACGGAGUGGACCGAGUGUCGGGUGGACCCUCUGCUCAGCCAGCAGGACAGGAGGCGAGGCAACCAGACGGCCCUCUGCGGAGGGGGCAUCCAGACCCGAGAGGUGUACUGCGUGCAGGCCAGCCAGAACCUCCUCUCGCAGCUGAGCGCCCACAAGGACAAAGAAGCCUCAAAACCAGUGGACUUGAAAUCAUGCACUGGCCCUGUCCCUAACACGACACAGCUGUGCCACAUUCCCUGUCCUAUUGAAUGUGAGGUUUCAUCUUGGACAGCUUGGGGACCUUGCACUUAUGAAAACUGUAAUGACCAGCAAGGCAAAAAAGGUUUCAAACUGAGGAAGCGGCGCAUCACCAGUGAGCCCACUGCGGGCUGGGGGGGCAGUGGGAGCUGCCCUCACUUACUGGAAGCCAUUCCCUGUGAGGAGCCCUCCUGCUCUGACUGGAAGGCAGUGGGGCUCGGCAACUGUGAACCAGACAACGGCAGGGAGUGUGGUCCAGGCACGCAAGCCCAAGAGGUUGUGUGCAUCGACAGUGAUGGAGAAGAAGUUGACAGACAGCUGUGCAGAGACGCCAUCUUCCCCAUCCCUGUUGCCUGCGAUGUGCCCUGCCCCAAGGACUGCGUGCUCAGCAUGUGGUCAGCGUGGUCCUCCUGCUCUCACACCUGCUCAGGAAAAACCACAGAAGGAAAACAGAUACGAGCACGGUCCAUCCUGGCCUAUGCAGGAGAGGAAGGUGGAGUUCAGUGCCCAAAUAGCAGUGCUUUGCAAGAGGUACGCAGCUGUAACGAGCAUCCCUGUACUGUGUACCACUGGCAAACCGGUCCCUGGGGCCAGUGUAUCGAGGACACUUCAGUUUCGUCCUUCAACACAACUGCAACUUGGAACGGGGAGGCCUCUUGCUCCGUUGGCAUGCAGACAAGAAAAGUCAUCUGUGUGCGGGUGAAUGUUGGCCAAGUGGGACCCAAAAAGUGUCCUGAAAGCCUUCGACCUGAAACAGUACGACCCUGUCUGCUUCCUUGUAGGAAGGACUGUAUCGUGACACCAUAUAGUGACUGGACAUCUUGCCCUUCCUCAUGUAAAGAAGGGGACUCCGGAAUCAAGAAACAGACUCGGCACCGGGUCAUCAUUCAGCUGCCAGCGAACGGAGGCAGGGACUGCACGGAUCCACUCUAUGAAGAGAAGGCCUGCGAGGCCCCUCAAGCGUGCCAGAGCUACAGGUGGAAGACUCACAAAUGGCGCAGGUGCCAGCUUGUCCCUUGGAGCGUGCAACAGGACAGCCCUGGAGCGCAGGAGGGCUGUGGGCCCGGACGGCAGGCAAGAGCCAUUACUUGUCGAAAGCAAGAUGGAGGGCAGGCUAGCAUCCAUGAAUGCCUCCGGUAUGCAGGCCCUGUGCCAGCGCUUACCCAAGCCUGCCAGAUGCCUUGCCAAGAUGACUGUCAGCUCACCAGCUGGUCCAGAUUUUCUUCAUGCAAUGGAGACUGCGGUGCAGUUAGGACCAGAAAGCGCACUAUCGUUGGAAAAAGUAAGAAGAAGGAAAAAUGUAAAAAUUCUCAUCUGUACCCCCUGAUUGAGACUCAGUAUUGCCCCUGUGACAAGUAUAACGCACAGCCUGUGGGAAACUGGUCCGACUGCAUUUUGCCAGAGGGGAAAGCGGAAGUGUUGCUGGGAUUGAAGGUCCAAGGAGAUAUCAAGGAGUGUGGUCAAGGAUACCGCUACCAGGCGAUGGCGUGCUAUGACCAGAACGGCAGGCUCGUGGGGACGUCCAGGUGCAACAGCCACGGUUACAUUGAAGAGGCGUGCAUCAUCCCCUGCCCCUCAGACUGCAAGCUCAGUGAGUGGUCCAAUUGGUCGCGCUGCAGCAGGUCCUGUGGGAGCGGCGUGAAGGUUCGGUCUAAAUGGCUGCGUGAAAAACCCUAUAAUGGAGGGAGGCCAUGCCCCAAACUGGAUCAUGUCAACCAGGUGUAUGAGGUCGUCCCUUGCCACAGUGACUGCAGCCAGUACGUGUGGGUCACAGAGCCGUGGAGCAUCUGCAAAGUGACCUUUGCGAACACGCGGGACAACUGUGGAGAGGGGGUGCAAACCCGAAAAGUGAGAUGUAUGCAGAACACAGCGGAUGGCCCCUCUGACCAAGUAGAGGAUUACCUCUGUGACCCAGAAGAGAUGCCUCUGGGCUCUCGAGAGUGCAAACUGCCAUGUCCUGAGGACUGUGUGGUAUCCGAAUGGGGUCCGUGGACCCGAUGCUCUUUGCCUUGCAAUCAAAGCAGUUUCCGGCAAAGGUCAGCUGAUCCCAUCAGACAAGCAGCCGAGGAAGGAAGAGCCUGCCCUGACACUGUGGAGAAGGAACCCUGCAACCUGAACAAAAACUGCUUCCAUUAUGAUUAUAAUGUAACAGACUGGAGCACGUGUCAGCUGAGCGAGAAGGCAGUGUGUGGGAAUGGCAUUAAAACAAGGAUGUUGGAUUGCGUUCGAAGUGACGGCAAGUCGGUUAACCUGAAAUACUGUGAAGAGCUUGGCUUGGAGAAGACCUGGCAGAUGAACACGUCCUGCAUGGUGGAAUGUCCUGUGAACUGUCAGCUUUCUGACUGGUCUCCGUGGUCAGAAUGUUCUCAAACGUGUGGCCUCACAGGAAAAAUGAUCCGAAGACGAACAGUGACCCAGCCCUUUCAGGGUGAUGGAAGACCAUGCCCUGCCUUGAUGGAACAGUCCAAGCCUUGCCCAGUGAAGCCCUGUUAUCAGUGGCGGUAUGGCCCAUGGUCUGCAUGCCAAGUGCAGGAUGCACAGUGUGGCGAAGGGACCAGAACAAGGAAUAUUUCUUGUGUAGUGAGUGAUGGGUCAGCUGACGAUUUCAGCAAAGUGGUGGAUGAAGAAUUCUGCACUGAUAUUGAACCCACUAUAGAUGGUAAUAAAAAAGUGGUUCUUGAAGAAACCUGCACCCAGCCUUGCCCAGGGGACUGUUAUUUGAAGGACUGGUCUUCCUGGAGCCUGUGUCAGCUGACCUGUGUGAACGGCGAGGACCUCGGUUUUGGUGGAAUACAGGUCCGUUCCAGAGCGGUGAUUAUACAAGAACUAGAGAACCAACAUCUGUGCCCAGAGCAGAAGCUGGAAACAAAGUCAUGUGACGAUGGACAGUGUUAUGAGUAUAAAUGGAUGGCCAGUGCUUGGAAGGGCUCUUCCCGAACAGUCUGGUGUCAGAGAUCAGAUGGUGUAAAUGUAACAGGGGGCUGCUUGGUGGUGCGCCAGCCUGAUGCUGACAGGUCUUGUAACCCACCGUGUAGUCAACCCCACUCACACUGUAGCGAGACAAGGGUGUGCAGCUGUGAAGAAGGGUACACUGAAGUCAUGUCUUCCAAUGGGACACUUGAGCAGUGCACUCUCAUCCCCGUGAUGGUGGUACCCACUGUGGAGGACAAAAGAGGGGACGUGAAAACCAGUCGGGCAGUGCAUCCGACCCAGCCCUCCAGUAACCCAGCGGGACGGGGGAGGACCUGGUUUCUGCAGCCGUUUGGGCCAGAUGGGAGACUAAAGACCUGGGUUUACGGUGUAGCAGCUGGGGCAUUCGUGUUACUCAUCUUCAUUGUCUCCAUGAUCUAUCUAGCUUGCAAGAAGCCAAAGAAACCCCAAAGAAGGCAAAACAACCGGCUGAAACCUUUGACCUUAGCCUAUGAUGGAGAUGCUGACAUGUAA
This is a messenger RNA of Rangifer tarandus platyrhynchus (Svalbard reindeer), 4941 nucleotides long. NCBI's taxonomy places the organism in Eukaryota, Metazoa, Chordata, Mammalia, Artiodactyla, Cervidae. The record is from the annotation of a GenBank genome assembly.